AAAAUAAUAGUUUUUUUUUUCAACUGAUGUAAAUAUUUAUUUUUUUUAUUUAUUCUGUUUUCUAUGUAUAUAUCCAAUUGGAUUUUUGUGCUUUAAUAAAUAAAUAAUAAUUAUUAUAAAUAGAAAUAUUAAAAAUAUUAGAAUAUCAUUAAUAAUUUAAAAAAAAAACAAAAUGGCGGAACAAGUUGCUGUACAAAAUGGUCCACAACAACAAUCACAACUUCCAACAACACAUAGUACACCACAAUCAAAUACAACAAACAGUAAUAGCAAUAAUAACAAUAAUAAUAGUAAUAAUGAUAUUAAUACAAAAAAUAAAAAACGUUCACCAGAAAUUCAAUUAACCGGAGUUGGUGGCGCUGGUACAGUUUUAAUGCGUGAAAGAAGUUUUGUCAAAAGUAGUAAUAAUGCAAAUAAAAGACGAAGUUUAGCUUUCCAUCCACAACAAAAUCAAAUUAGAGGUGGUAAACCGACUAUGGAAAUUUAUAGACCACCAAACGUCCGACUCGAUGGUAAUUCCUUAAAAAAAUUGAAUGUUCAUGCCCAGGAAUUCACCAUGAAUUCAUCAACUACAUCAUCAUCAUUAAAUACUCGUUCAUCUAUAAUAUUCCCGUCACCGGGUAAUCAUCUAAUACAACAUUCAAAAUCUGGUGCUAAUAUACAACAAAUGCAUCAUCAUUUAGCAGCUGCAGCUGUUUUACAGCAACAACAACAACAGCAACAGCAGCAACAAAGAUUUUCCACUGGUGGUCAAACAAUAUCGGCAACAGCAAAUUUUGGUAAUUUAGGACAGCGUGCAAUAUUAGUAUCACAUCCAAUACCAAUGUCACCUGUUGCAGCAACAUUACAACAAACACAAUUUCCAAUUGUUAAUUCACAAACAAAUGGAAAUGUUUUACAUGCUCAUCAUCGGGUUAAAUUUGCUCCUGAACCACAAAUAAGUAAAGUACCAAAUCAUCAAAAUAAUAAUUUAAUAAUGAAUCAAAAUCAUCAAAAUUAUUAUGCAUUAAAUAAUGCUGCUGCCUAUCAAUAUAAUGCAAAUAGUACUGCUGGUAUUUUACCACAACUUCAACGUUCUAAAUCAUUAUCAUCAGCUGAUGCAUUAACACGCGGUAUUGCUACAUUAGGUUUAGGUGUUGCAAAUGAAACAAAUGAUAUUGGACAAUUUGCACCAGAUAUCCAACAAUUAAUUGAUAAAGCAUUACAAGAUCCAAAUAAAUUAAGUGCAAGAAAUUUAAUGGAAUUAGCAAUACAGGUUAUGCAAAGAGCUGUAGAAGGUAGACGUUAUGCAUUACCAAUAUCAAGAUUAUGUAUACAAAUUAUAUCAAAAGAAGCAAAAGAAACAUUUUUAGAAGCAUUACUUAAUACAUGCCGUCAAUGGUAUCAAGAAAGAGAAAAGAUAUUGUAUCCCGGACAGAGUAUGAAAAAUUCAUCUCGUUCACGUUUUACGGCUUUUAUGGCAUUUCUAACCGAAAUGUUUUGUCAAUUGAAACGUCGUCAAUUACAAUUACGAACACAAUGUGAUGGAGCUCCACCACCUUUAGUAUUGUUAACAUUAUUAUCGAAAUGCUGUGAAGAUUGUGUAAAACCACCUGUUCGAUCGCUAUCAGAGAUCGAAUGUUUAUUCUUUGUUUUAACAUGCAUUGGACGUGAUUUAGAAAUUCAUUUAUCACAACAACUUGAAACAUUAUUAUCAUUAGUACGUGAUGCAUUUUUAAAUGCUAGUGCAUCAGCUCCAGCAAUACGUCGUACACUUUUACAAUUAAUUGAAUUGCAUGCGUCCAGAUGGCAAUUACCAGGAAAUACUGUACUUUAUUAUUAUCCUUCAACAAAGUAAAACAUAAUUUUUUUUGUCUUUUUUUUUACUAAAAUGGUAAAAUUUCUUAUGGAGAUCCAGUGUCGCAUUAUAUAAGGAAGACAAAGUUGCUAUUUAAAUUACAAUACAUUUGAUUAAGCAGGUGUAUAAGUUUUGAGAGGAGAAAGAAAAAAGUGAUUUUGUUACCGUCAUCAAAAAAAAAAAUGGAAAAAUACAUAAAAUGAAAAACAACUGUAUAUGAAAUAAAAUAUAUAAGAAGAAAAAAAAUAUCUAAAUUUUUGUUAAAAUUUAAAUUUAGCAUUUAUUUUUAAGAGAGGCAGAAAAUGUUUUGUUUUUAAUGAUUUUUUUUUUAUUUAAUUUUUUUUUUAUAUAUUUGAUCAAUUUAAAAUGUGUCAUAUUAUUUAUAAUUCCCUUUUACCCCUUAUGUAAUAUUAUUAUUUUUUUAUAUUUCAUAUUAUUUUAUAU
This is a messenger RNA of Condylostylus longicornis, 2281 nucleotides long. RefSeq names its product probable serine/threonine-protein kinase tsuA. Bases 173 to 1837 code for a protein of 554 amino acids. Gene Ontology annotation, biological process: regulation of translational initiation. The record is from RefSeq and is a predicted model, not a curated record. NCBI's taxonomy places the organism in Eukaryota, Metazoa, Arthropoda, Insecta, Diptera, Dolichopodidae. The transcript has 7 exons. Gene Ontology annotation, cellular component: cytosol. Gene Ontology annotation, molecular function: RNA binding; protein binding; translation activator activity.